UCCUGAUCUGAUUCCUUGAUCCUUGGUCCCGCCAUGGGAGCCUGAGCGCCCCCUGUUCCCCCCUGGCCCCCCGUCCCCGGGCCUUGAGGGGGAAGAGGCAGCGGUUUGGGACGGAGCAGGGGGUGACCAGGCUCAGGAGCCCCCCUCAACACCUCCCCCCCAUCACCCGCGCUGCCCGUCCGGGAGCGUGGAGUUCGGAGCAACCCGGAGCGCUGCGGAUACAAAGGCGCCGGGCCGAGUAGGGCGCCCGCCGAGCCCACCGGGCAGCUCGCAGCGGCGGGAGCGUCGCUUGAUUUUCUCUGAGCCAAGCCCACCCGUCCAGCAAAAUAGAGUCCCUCAGGGUGACAGUUGACUUCCUGAAGGUGCCUCUUGGCCUAAAGAAGCCGGUACUGAAGGAGGUGGCUGUGGGGCCCCCCAAAAGGCCCCAGCCUGCGGCCCUGGAGCGCUACAAGGCGCGGCGUUCGGACGCCAUGGACACCGAGUCCCAGUACUCCGGCUAUUCCUACAAGUCGGGCCACUCCCGCAGCUCCCGCAAGCACAGAGACCGCAGGGACCGACAUCGCUCUAAGAGCCGGGAUGGGAGCCGUGGGGACAAGUCAGUGACAAUCCAGGCUCCAGGGGAACCUCUGCUGGACAAUGAGUCCACGCGAGGGGAUGAGCGGGAUGACAACUGGGGGGAAACAACAACAGUAGUAACAGGCACCUCAGAGCACAGCAUCUCCCACGAUGACCUCACUCGAAUUGCCAAGGACAUGGAGGACAGUGUCCCGCUGGAUUGCUCCCGGCACCUGGGCGUGGCGGCGGGGGCCACUCUGGCGCUGCUGUCUUUCCUCACACCACUGGCGUUCCUGCUGCUGCCCCCACUGCUGUGGCGGGAGGAGCUCGAGCCGUGCGGGACGGCCUGUGAGGGCCUCUUCAUCUCCGUGGCCUUCAAGCUGCUCAUCCUGCUACUGGGCAGCUGGGCCCUGUUCUUCCGCCGGCCCAAGGCCUCGCUGCCCCGCGUCUUCGUGCUGCGUGCUCUGCUCAUGGUGCUCGUCUUCCUGCUCGUCGUCUCCUACUGGCUCUUCUACGGCGUCCGCAUCCUGGACGCCCGGGAGCGCAGCUACCAGGGUGUGGUGCAGUUUGCCGUGUCGCUGGUGGAUGCCCUGCUCUUCGUGCACUACCUGGCGGUGGUCCUGCUGGAGCUCCGUCAGCUCCAGCCCCAGUUCACACUCAAGGUCGUGCGCUCCACGGAUGGGGCCAGCCGCUUCUAUAACGUCGGCCACCUCAGCAUUCAGCGCGUGGCAGUGUGGAUCCUGGAGAAGUAUUACCAUGACUUCCCUGUCUACAACCCUGCCCUCCUCAACCUGCCCAAGUCCGUCCUGGCCAAGAAAGUGUCUGGCUUCAAGGUGUACUCCCUCGGAGAGGAAAACAGCACCAACAACUCCACGGGCCAGUCCCGGGCUGUGAUUGCCGCAGCAGCCCGGAGGCGGGACAACAGCCACAAUGAGUACUACUACGAGGAGGCUGAGCACGAGCGGAGGGUGCGCAAGCGCAGGGCCAGGCUUGUGGUGGCAGUGGAGGAGGCCUUCACUCACAUUAAGCGGCUGCAGGAAGAGGAGCAGAAGAACCCCAGGGAGGUGAUGGACCCCCGGGAGGCAGCCCAGGCCAUCUUUGCAUCCAUGGCCCGUGCCAUGCAGAAGUACCUUCGGACCACCAAGCAGCAGCCUUACCACACCAUGGAGAGCAUCCUGCAGCACCUUGAGUUCUGCAUCACACAUGACAUGACACCCAAGGCCUUCCUGGAGCGCUACCUGGCGGCGGGACCCACCAUUCAAUACCACAAGGAGCGCUGGCUGGCCAAACAGUGGACCCUGGUAAGCGAGGAGCCAGUGACCAACGGCCUCAAGGAUGGCAUCGUCUUCCUCUUAAAGCGCCAGGACUUCAGCCUGGUGGUCAGCACCAAGAAGGUCCCGUUCUUCAAACUCUCCGAGGAAUUUGUGGAUCCCAAGUCGCACAAGUUUGUUAUGAGGUUGCAGUCGGAGACCUCCGUGUGACUGUGCAGCAGGAGGGGGAGGGGGAGACUCUGGGGGGGCUCCUGAGGGUGGCGGGAGGGGCUUGUCUUCAGGCCUGGCCACAUUCCUGCUGCCUUUCUUCCUCUUGCUCUUGUUUUUUUACUUGAAUUAACUUACCCCCAUCUUGUUCCUUGCUUUACCCCGAUGUGAACCCUGAGAGACCAUCCUGCUGCCAGCAGUACCUGAGAAGUCCUGCUUCUUUCCCCCCUUCACUUUUAUAUCCCUCCAGGCCCUGCAGGAAUCAGUGCCUCUCACCAUCUCCUUCCAUUCCCUUUGUCCAAUUGUCAGUCUCUUCUGAAAGGGCAGGGCCCUCCCAAUUGUACCAUCUCCUUUCUGAGACCCCACUCACAAACACAGGUUCUUAUAGAAGUUCUUUCCCAUAGCCCCUGCAAGUUUUUCCCUGAGGGACAAGGACAGGACUCCAGAGAACCACUGUGCCAAACCCCCUGCAGGGCAGCCGCUACCCC
This is a messenger RNA of Elephantulus edwardii (Cape elephant shrew), 2521 nucleotides long. RefSeq names its product VANGL planar cell polarity protein 2 (gene VANGL2). Gene Ontology annotation, biological process: establishment of planar polarity; multicellular organism development; Wnt signaling pathway, planar cell polarity pathway. NCBI's taxonomy places the organism in Eukaryota, Metazoa, Chordata, Mammalia, Macroscelidea, Macroscelididae. Bases 471 to 2036 code for a protein of 521 amino acids. The transcript is spliced from 8 exons. Gene Ontology annotation, cellular component: plasma membrane. The record is from RefSeq and is a predicted model, not a curated record.